ACCACGUGCUAUACCUACAGCUAUUUUAUGCAGCGUAACGACAUGAAGUUUUUGUUAAACGUCUUUGGCCAGCAGGCCUAUUUCGUCAGAAACGCGAUGGAAAUCACAGGUUGAUGUCAAGACCUGUGCAUUCUUGGAAUUCUUCAGCCUUUCUGGAGAUCUUUCUGGAGACCCACAGGCCACCACUCUAAGGCAAAACGAGAGAGCUGAGACUUGGAAGAAAAGGGGAAUAAGUCUAUAAAAAAAAUGGAGAGCUCUCCGUGAAGAAUUACUCCUUUAUUUGUGCAGAAUAUCUUGAAAUUGGUGACGUUUAUGUCAUGUGUGUGAUCAUGAAAAGUGACCAAAACAGAAAUCCUGCAGAAAAUUUAUUUCGUUCAUUUCAUGUUUAGGUCAGUGCAUGUAUUCCAUGUUUGGAUCGUACAACAAUUGUAUUCUUCAAGAAUGUGGAUACUUCUCAAAGUUAGAUCAAUGAAAAUAAAACCCAGCAGCUAAGUCUUCUUGACAAAAAGAAGAGCAAAGAAAGUAAACAAGAAUGGAAGUGAAAUCAGAAAGCAGGAAUUACUCUGUGAUGUCGGAGAUUGGGACGGGGGCCUACGGCACAGUUUACAAGGCUCGGGAUUGUGAAAGCGGGAAGGUGGUCGCGUUGAAGAAAGUACGACUGCACACGGGAGAGGAAGGGAUACCCAUGUCGACACUACGAGAGAUUGGUUUACUCAAACAUCUGGGUCAGCUGGAACCUCAGAAUAUUGUCAGGCUACUUGACGUUUGCUAUGGAGGUAUAUCAGGCAACAAUGAGAUGAACCUAACACUUGUCUUUGAAUACAUCGACAUGGAUCUCUCAACUUACUUGGAUAGGUGCCCCUCGCCUGGUCUGGAGCCGUCCAAAAUAAAGGAACUUGCGCACCAGUUAGUCUCGGGGGUUGAUUUCCUUCACUCACACCGCAUCAUCCACAGGGACCUGAAACCUCAGAACAUCCUCGUCAACUGCGACGGGCACCUGAAAUUGGCCGACUUUGGACUGGCGAGAGUCUAUGGUUUCCAGAUGGCUCUAACAUCCGUGGUGGUCACGCUAUGGUAUCGAGCCCCUGAAGUUCUGCUCCAAUCCCAGUAUGCCACACCUGUUGACCUGUGGAGUGUGGGCUGCAUAUUUGCCGAGUUGUUCAGAAGAAAACCAUUAUUUUGUGGAACUUCAGAUGUUGACCAGCUUUAUAAAAUAUUUGAUGUGAUUGGUUUACCUCUGGAAGAGGAUUGGCCGGAAGUCUCCCUGCCGUGGAGCUCAUUCCGCCCAUCGCCGCCCCGCCCUCUGAAACUAUAUGUCAGUGACAUAUGUCCACAGGGGCUGGACUUGCUACAGAGACUGUUGUGCUUUACCCCUGCCGAUCGGCUUACUGCGACGCAAGCUCUGGCCCAUGGCUACUUUCGGGACGACACCGCCAGUCCCUCCUCUGCAUCAUCUGAGGCAUCCAGCAGCUCACAGUCCUCAGCGGAAGGUGACAGCCAAGGUUCUAAUCCUGAAUUGGUGUGUCGGUAGCUGGUAGAAUUGUUCUACGUAGAGGAGGGGUUUAACUGUUGUGUAUUUUAAUUGUACUGGGGGUUGCUAUAACCAGGCUUGAUUCCUGUUGUAAGCAAGAUCGGUCGCGUACUUUACAUGAAAGCCAAUCGAGCUUCAUGGCACCAGCAAGUGUGUAGUUUCAAUGUGACGCUUGCCCUUACCAUAACAUUUGAUUUGGACUUAAAGUUCUGUGUGAACUGGCUUGUACUUGUUCUGGCUUGGAUGAUGAGUGUUCCUUGUUUCAAUUUGUUUGUUUGUUUUUCAGUUUGUGUGGUGCUUUGUGGGUGUGGAGUGGCUUGUUGGUUUUUUUUUAUAUAAUUCAAGCAGAUUUAUCUUUUAAACAUCUGUGUGAAAUUGAUUUUUGCAACAAAUGCAAAACUAAAAUCAACUUAUGCAGAAAUCAAAGUCUUCCAGUAAAGUGAUUAUAAAAUAUUGACACUAAAAAACUUAACAAAAUGGACCAAAAUACGAUAAUAUUUUUGUUGAAAGAGAAAUUAUUUUUUAUGUAUUUUGAAAAAAGUAUAUAAAUGCUCAGGCUUCCAAUGGGACACAAAAAUCUACAAGUGAGAUGGUGUUUUGACC
Patiria miniata (bat star) is the source of this 2134-nucleotide messenger RNA. Its product is annotated as cyclin-dependent kinase 4-like. The transcript is spliced from 8 exons. The record is from RefSeq and is a predicted model, not a curated record. Gene Ontology annotation, cellular component: nucleus; cytoplasm; cyclin-dependent protein kinase holoenzyme complex. Gene Ontology annotation, molecular function: ATP binding; cyclin binding; cyclin-dependent protein serine/threonine kinase activity. Gene Ontology annotation, biological process: signal transduction; regulation of gene expression; G1/S transition of mitotic cell cycle. The coding region runs from base 533 to 1531 and encodes 332 amino acids. NCBI's taxonomy places the organism in Eukaryota, Metazoa, Echinodermata, Asteroidea, Valvatida, Asterinidae.